UGACGUGGUGAGAGCAGUGAGUGUGUACGGCGUCAUCCCAGGCGGAGGAGGUGGAGGCAGAGCUCCGUCUGUGCCCUGCUGAGUGCGAGAGACAAGCGCCAUCCGUCAUCAUGGGCAUCCGCAAGAAGAGCAGCAAGACCCCACCGGUGCUGAGCCAUGAGUUCAUCAUCCAGAACCAUGCCGACAUCGUCUCCUGCCUGGCCAUGCUCUUCCUGCUCGGGCUCAUGUUCGAGAUUACAGCAAAAGUGGCAGUUAUGUUUGUCACAUUACAGUAUAAUGUCACCAUUCCAGUAGAAGGUGUUCUAGGUGAACCAGUUUCAUUCUAUCACUACGGCAUCAAAGACAUGUCAACGGUUUUCUUUUACAUGCUUGUGGCAGUUAUAUUACAUGCUGUCAUACAAGAAUAUGUCCUGGAUAAAAUUAACAGGCGCAUGCACUUCUCCAAGACAAAACACAGCAAGUUCAAUGAGUCCGGGCAGCUGAGUGCUUUCUACCUUUUCUCUUGUGUAUGGGGGACGAGCAUCAUUGUCUCGGAGAAUUAUUUCGCAGAUCCAACAAGUUUAUGGAAAGGCUACCCGCACACCUACUUCCCAUUCCAGAUGAAGUUUUUCUAUAUUUCACAACUGGCCUACUGGUUCCAUGCCUUCCCUGAACUUUAUUUCCAGAAAACAAAGAAGGAAGACAUACCUCGUCAGCUGGUGUAUAUUGGACUAUAUCUCUUUCAUAUUAUAGGCGCAUAUGUAUUAAACCUAAAUCACCUCGGCCUUGUUCUGCUGGUUCUUCAUUACUUCGUAGAGUUUCUGUUUCACAUCUCUCGACUUUUUUACUUCAGCAAUGAGAAAUAUCAGAAAGGGUUUACAUUGUGGGCUAUUCUGUUUGUCCUGGGGCGUCUUCUUACCCUCAUACUAUCUGUUCUUACUGUCGGAUUCGGACUCGCUCGAGCAGAGAACCAGGUUUUGGACAUCGAUUCUGGAAAUUUCAAUAUUCUAGCAAUCAGAAUCAGCGUGCUGGCAUCUAUUUGCAUAACUCAGGCAUUUAUGAUGUGGAAGUUCAUUAAUUUCCAGCUGAGACGGUGGAGAGAGCACUUAUCCCCACAGCCUUCCCAGAGGAAGAGAACUGUUCCUUCCAAGGGCAAGAAAGGAAAAGAAAACGGCGUUAAUGGAACAGUAACCUCGAAUGGAGCAGAUUCUCCCCGCAGCCGAAAAGAAAAACACUCCUAGAAAAAAAAAGGGGGGGGGGGGGGAAGUCAUUUUGCAGUUGAUGUACUCUGCUCCCAAAGAGAAGUUGCCUUGUGCUGUACAGAGCCCCACAGAGCUAGAAUUCUUACUGUUACAAUAAAUGUUUCUAAGCAACCAUAUGCCAUGACCUUCAAGACUAUCUGUGACGCAUACACGAGAAAGGUGGCCACUUUAGGCGCUGGAACGAUCAUGGACCACAUACCCUAUCCAUUCACUAGUGACGACAUCAUUCUGUAAGGCACUUCAAGCCACAGUCAUGUUAUGGCCUCUGGUGAAUUGAUGGGGUGUGCAUUGGUUCAGCCCACAAAUUGGCUGCCUCCUGCGUAAACGGUGACAGGUAUACUUACCUGACUGUACAGGGUGUCUUUCCUUUUUUUUCCUUUUUUAAUAUUUUCAUUUUUAGCAUUUUUUUUUUAUGCUAGAACUGUCACAAUCAAAAUUCAGUGCUAAAUAGGACAAAAUAAUUGGCCUUUUAGGGGGAUUUCCAGUUUAAGUGGAAGCCCUCUAUCUGUUUGGUCACCUCGGUAUAGUAAAACAGAAAUUUUACCCCCAUCUGCAGCUCCUACAUUGUGUCAGGGAUUGUAACUGUACAGUUAUCGGCAGCACCAUUGCUGGUAAAAUCUAUUCUUAUAGUUUGGUCAUGGAAUACAGUAGAAUUUCUAUGCACCAUUACCUCCGAUAGCCAAAUAUCAUUCCACCCACACUAGAAUGAGAGCAGGAUAUUAAAGAGUCCUUUUUAUUGUAUAUAUUGAAGGUUUGCCAGAGGUGGCGCCCCUAAAGGGGAGUGUCUAAUCACAUUGGACAUUUGAAAUUAACAAAGAAAAAGAUUGGCUUAUCUCUCCCUGGGGAGGGCGCUGCCACAAGUCAUUUAGGGGGGGGGGGACCCUACUUGAGUUAGUCAGGGAGGAGCAGUUCCCCGUUUAUCCAAUGCAACAUGGUAUAUCAAGUAAGUCAAAGCCGAAUGUAUCAAGAUCCACAAUCAAUGAAUAAUAAUGGGGUACAAAAACUGGAGUCAUUUUUUAACAUUUUCGCAAAACUGCAAAAGAGUAUUGGUAAAAAUGUCCUUUUCCUGUUGUACAGUUCCAGCAUCCUACUCUUUUGAUAUGCCAACUGAAAUGUUUAAAAGAUGUAAAUGCUGUGAUACAUGUAUUUUCACUUCAGUUUUUUUAUAAGCCAAUGUUUUUUUCUUAUUUGAUUAAAAACAAUAAAACAAAAAAUUGAA
Molecule: messenger RNA, 2460 nt
Organism: Rana temporaria (common frog)
Lineage: Eukaryota; Metazoa; Chordata; Amphibia; Anura; Ranidae
Gene: TRAM1
Product: translocation associated membrane protein 1
Exons: 11
Coding region: 111-1220 (369 amino acids)
Biological process (GO): protein insertion into ER membrane; SRP-dependent cotranslational protein targeting to membrane, translocation
Cellular component (GO): endoplasmic reticulum membrane
Source: RefSeq, a predicted model, not a curated record